UCAGAGCCGCCGCAUCAUCACACAGCCAAGCGCGUGAGCACCACACACGACCAGGAUCACGCGAAGACGAGCCAGGACCUUGCACGAAUCACACGCACGGCCCAGACUGCUCGUGGACUCCAGCUCGUCAGGAUGAAACCUGGGGAAAAGGUGCUUUAGUGAGUCUAAUGUGAAAAGCGUCUUUGUCUGAGAACUGGUUUAAGCUUUGAUGUGCGCGCUGAUCGGAGAUCAGAUUACAAGGGUCUGUCUGAUCGCAGGCACGCUGCCUUUGAUCUGAGCACGGAGCUCGCGUUGAAACACACACACACACACACACACACACAGCGGAGGAAGAAACAAGCCUGUCCUGUAAUGAGCGCGUGAUAUACCGAAAGAUCUUCCCGAUCUACACGAUCACUUGUGUGUACGUGAGGAAACCUUCAGCAUGAAUCUUGCAUCAGCUCUCAGCUGCUUUUCUCUUCUGAAGAUACUUUUUCUCCACUUAUUACUAGUUGCCAUAAUGGCAGAGGAAAGAAGAGCAUGCAGGGAGCAGGAAUACAAGGAUCAGUUCGGGAACUGUAUUGCCUGUAGGCAGUGUGACGCUGGACAAGAACUAUCAAAGGAAUGUGGCUUUGGCUAUGGAGAGGAUGCCCAUUGUGUGCCCUGCAAGGCUAGCCGCUUUAAAGAGGACCAAAGUUCACAGAAAUGUAAACCUUGUCUUGACUGUGCUGACCUCAAUCGCUUCCUGAAAGCCAACUGCUCCAGCACUAGCAAUGCAGCGUGUGGUGAAUGCUUACCUGGGUUUUACAGAAAAACAAAGCUAAGCGGAUUUCAAGACAUGGAGUGUAUCCCAUGUGGAGAUCCACCACCGCCUUAUGAGCCACAUUGUGGUGGACGUGUAAAUCUGGUGCCCAUCCCUUCCACAGUGACCAGCCCCAGAGAUAUGGCACUUGCUGCGGUCAUUUGCAGCGCUCUGGCCACUGUCCUUCUGGCUCUCUUUAUUCUUUGCGUCAUCUAUUGCAAGAGGCAGCUCCUGGAGAAGAAGCCUGCAUCACUCAGGUCUCAGGAUGGUUCCUUUAUUGGAGCCGAGCUGUCCUAUUUGGAUAGACGACAAGUUCUGGACUUUUCCCGGCGACCCUGCUGCUAUUGUCAGCACGUCCCUGAGCAAAUGUGUGCAGGCCCUGUGGAUCUGCUUCCCAGCCUGUGCUGUGAAGACACAUACAGCCAGACACUUGGCCAAGACAACAGUCCCUUUCAGUCACAAAACAGUCUGAAUGAGAGACUAAUUGUACAGCAGUCUGCGUGGAACAGUCAGGGUGAUUUGGAACAAGCUGCCGAACCUCUUCCUGUGGAAUUCUCUGAGGAAUUGCCACUCAUGCAGGAGCCUUUAGACAGGACUCAGCCCAUGAAUAGCAGUAACCCUUCCUCUGAGGAAGAAGAUGAGGAAAAUGUAAACGAAAAAGAGCAGCAUGAUUCAUCUUCAGUCUCUAAUAAACUCUCCUCAGUGGUUAAACAGGAUGGAAGAUGUUUGUCUGAGCAACUUCUGUCUACAGUCGAAGGAUGACCUGGCUUUAUCUAGCCCAAGUUUAUCCUUAAGAACUGCUCUGGAUGUGAAAAGGAGGCACUGAGGAAGAUCCCAGCUCAGAUUAAAUGAGGCCACACACAUACACAUCCUGAAAGGCAGGUGAUGUGCGCUAUCUUCCCAGCAGCUUAUGGUCCAUGGUUAUCCAGCGCAAAUCAGACCAGGCUCUAUACAUAAACAUGACCAUGACCCAUAAAAACCCAAAACAGACUGAGGAACCCAAACAACGAAAAUCUUUGUGCAAUGCCACACUGAAUUGGAAGUGGCCUGUAAAGAGAGCGAUGGAAUUGUAUCAGAUGAUUUCCUAAAAAAAACAAAAAAAAAACAGGACUUUGUAUGAACAGAUGUAUAAAGAAAUGUAUCUGCAACAUUAAGUGAAAAAUACUUUGAAGGGACUUGACUAUGUAUCAUGCCAUUACAAUUUCACAAAAUAUGAACACACAAGACAUGAUUAUUGUGCAUUGUUUUGUUUUUCUUGUAGAUACUGUAUUAUAGAAAAUAGAAGGACAAUAUUUUUCUAAUGUAGAUUGCCUGUGGUCAGUCAUUCAAAUAAUUAUGGUUGAUAAACACUUACAUUUUCCUUUUUGUUAAACAUGAAUUUUAUUGCUCUUCAUAUUUCUAAAUAAAUAAACAAAUAAGAUCACUGAAUUGAACGAAUAACACAAACAUUCAAUUACAACAAACCUUCAAACCAUAAUUCAACUGAAAAAAAUGUGAAGCUCUGUAUUAAUUGCCUGUAAUUUAAUCUUGUUGGUUACAGUCUACAUUUAAGUGUCUAGAGGAUUUGAUGGAAUUCCCCGGGUCAUUCUUAACAGGAAUGUUCUGGUGAAAAAAAAAAAAAAAUCCAUAAUUUAAUAGGUGCUCCUUAACAAUCAAGACACUUGAGAGGAAUUUAGCCAACAUUCCACAGGCACUUUGUGAGGGGGAAAAGCUAGCAGGGAAUUUGUGAUCACAUGUCUGAGCCUUAGUCUGAGGGCAGUAACCAUGAUCAAAAAGAUAAAAGGAUAUGGAGAAAAAAAAAAAAGAUUAAACUCACAACAUUGACAAGUUAUUAAUUGUGGAACAUUACCUAAAAAAAUACUUAAGGUAGAAAUUCUGUUAACUGUGCAUUAGGUUAUUUUUAAAGCAUUUAAGCAAUUAAAUGUGAGUAAACAAUGAAAUUAGUUUUAAACAACUGAUUGUUGAUUUUUCUGUGGUACUUUGGAAGCCUUUUUUGUGGAACCCCAGAAGCGUUCCUCUCCCAAAAAGGGUUCCAUAAUUUUACCUCAUGAAUCCAGUUAAUUUAACACAGUGUCUAAAGUUUCAGAGGUCAGGAUGAACGAUCUAUACAAUUACACACUAUUGUCAACAAAAAUUCAAUUGAACACAUGCAGGUUCUCCAGUGGAAAUUAAUUCCCCAAUGGAUUAUGGGGUAUAUCUAUGCAAUAAAUAAAUAAUAAAGCAUAAUCAGUGCAUACAGUAUUAUACGUGUACCACAAGGGGAUUCAUUUUGCUCUAAUUAUUAGGUUAACCUUUUUGUGUUAAGGGGUUUUCACUACCAAUUGAAGCAAUAAUUUGACUCACUUAAUACCAAGGCCUUUACAUGAUGAAGAUGUGGUGCUGUUCACUUUGUAGUGAUAUUGAACACUUGCCUUUAUUACAAAA
Messenger RNA from Clarias gariepinus (North African catfish), 3205 nucleotides. It is a transcript of the gene tnfrsf19, whose product is annotated as tumor necrosis factor receptor superfamily, member 19. Gene Ontology annotation, cellular component: plasma membrane. The record is from RefSeq and is a predicted model, not a curated record. The coding region runs from base 425 to 1543 and encodes 372 amino acids. Gene Ontology annotation, biological process: positive regulation of JNK cascade; positive regulation of canonical NF-kappaB signal transduction. Lineage: Eukaryota; Metazoa; Chordata; Actinopteri; Siluriformes; Clariidae. The transcript has 10 exons. Gene Ontology annotation, molecular function: signaling receptor activity; protein binding.